Messenger RNA from Salvia miltiorrhiza (redroot sage), 1517 nucleotides. Its product is annotated as mitochondrial inner membrane protein OXA1-like. The record is from RefSeq and is a predicted model, not a curated record. Gene Ontology annotation, molecular function: membrane insertase activity. The coding region runs from base 192 to 1340 and encodes 382 amino acids. Gene Ontology annotation, biological process: mitochondrial respiratory chain complex IV assembly; protein insertion into mitochondrial inner membrane from matrix. The transcript has 10 exons. Gene Ontology annotation, cellular component: mitochondrial inner membrane. Lineage: Eukaryota; Viridiplantae; Streptophyta; Magnoliopsida; Lamiales; Lamiaceae.
GAAAGCUAGUAAGUUUAAUUCCUAAAAAGGAAAGGAAUAAAGAGGAAAAGAAAAAGGAAGAAAGUGAGUUGCUAACUUAGAUCACUCAUUAUCAGCUUAAAAGCUAGCUUUUCCUCUACAGCUUAAAACCUGUGGAGAUCCCCCUCAUCGCUCAAUUCCAAAACCCUAGUAAGAUUUUAAUUUUCAGUUUUAUGUUAAUAAAAGCAUGUCGCCUUUUUUUGGGAGAUCGUAAACCCCCCUUAAAGAUACGCUUGAAAACAUUCAAUUUUGAGAUCGCGGAAGUAAUGGCGUAUAGGCGUAGCAUCAUAGCUAGAACUAAGUUGUUUUAUCAACAGCACCAGCGAUUUGCCCCUUCUUUUUCACAUAUGAGUGGUAGCGAUCGCGACGAAUUGCCUGUUAAAAGCAUUAACAAGAAUACUGAGAUCCGAAGCCAUUUUCGGAUUACCGGAAACAUUGCCAGCAAUUCCCUGCUACCAGGAAGUGUCUCUCGACUCAUGCGAUCUGAGUUUCGAACAGGCUAUGGGCUGAAUUUCCAGAGAAAUAUGUCGAAGUUGCCUUCGGACAUUGAGGGUCUACAUGACGCUGGGGAUCUGUAUGGUGCGAUCAGUGCUGUGGGGGAGAAGGCUGUGGAGGUAGCUCCUGUGGUGAAUGAAGCGGCCGUUGCAGCAGCAGAUUCAAUCAACUACCUGAACUUGAUUGAAGUUUUUCAUUGUUGCGCUGGAUUGGAAUGGUGGGCAUCAAUUGCUGCUACAACUCUUUUGAUGCGUUUCAUUUUUGUUCCUUCUCAAAUAUAUUUCCUGCAAUUCUGUUCCAAAAAUUUCACAGCUUUUGUAAAACAAGUACGUCACUUGCAAAUGUCUGAUAUUUCAAAUGAGAAUAAUGAAAAAGGUAAAGCUUGGAGAAAACUGGUGAGCAGUUACGACAAAUUACAUGGGAGGGGAUUGAUGGCAUCAGUAAUAUCGGGGAUCUGGUUUUACGUAUGGGUUUCAUACAUGGCAAACAAUGUUCCCUCUUUCACUACAGGUGGAACUUUAUGGUUCACGGAUUUAACAGCUUGUGGUCACACGGAUCUCCCAAUCCUUAUGGCAUUGACAUUGUGGCUUAGGUUGGAGUUGCACCCGUUUGGUUAUCUAGAAGGUGAGUCACCUUGCACGUCUCGUAACAUGUUAGUAGCUGUUUCAGCAUACCUUGCCGCUGUCGCUGGAGGGUUCCCCACGGCUGUAUACUGUUAUUGGUUGACCAGCAACCUCUUUUCAAUAGCAUUUGGAGCUGUGAUGAUGGAUCCUCGAGUUCGGAAAUUGCUGGGGAUAUCAUAUAAAUCAUCUGAAGCUGAUAAAUAGACGUACUGAGAGCUGCAGCUGCAUUUGGCCCAAAAUUUUAUUGUUGAAAAAUCAUUACCCUUUUGUGUUUCAUCAAUUUGAUAUAGAUUGUUGAUGCUUAAUUCAUCUGACACACACAAACACACACAUGAGUGUGGUAUGUUUUUCUCGUGUGAUAAUAUAUGCAAGGUUUCUACA